GACAAUUUCUUAAAAGGGGGGUUUGAUAUGGGUUUCUAGUAUUAGUGUUUGACUGUGUGUGGGAGAAAGAAAUGGGAAUAAGGUUAGAUGGCUUAUUUGUCGAGGAUCGAUUUAGGGAGGGAUUAUUGGGCUAGUUUAGAUAGGUUUGGUGAGGUUUGGUAGAUUUUAGAUUUGAAUUGGCUGCAUACUUCUGUUCAUAUAUCUUUGCUAAUGAAGCGGCAUGAAUAUAUGAUGUCAGUUUAGCUAACAAGAAUUCGCAUUUUAGGUACUCUUGAAGGCCAGCAAUGAAUAAUGACACCACCCAGUUCUCAUUGAGUCCAGUAACCUGAUUGGUAAGAUCUUCAAAUUGUCCUUAAUAUUUGCUUCAACUCUUUGAGAGCGGCCUUGGGGUCAUAGUACUGGCGUUCAAACCUGACAAGUAAUGCAUCCAAAAAAGACUCCAAGUAUAUGCAAUGUUAUUAUUGACCCCCAACGAUAUCAGGCAUAAGCAGUUCCAGACAAAUAGAAGAAAAUCAUUCUCAGUCUCAUCUUCUCAGGUUGGUAGAAUUGCUGCUGAUGUCGAGGAUGUGAAGAGACUUCAUCACAUACUGAUGUUACCUGCUUCAGUUUUAGUGCUUCAUACAGCAUGCUUCGGAUUUCUCUCAUUGAGUCCUCCAAUCCGCCCAUACGCGAUAUCGUCAUGGAGAUGUGACUUCAACCUCCAGGUGAUUCCAUUGCCGAGCGGCAAUUUCUUGCUGACAGAGUUCAUCGGAAGUCAUGCUUCCUCUCAACGAGAGCACCAAAUGAUAGAGGAUAGUGCAGAAUAAUAUGAGAAUGUAAUAAUUAAGUUGUAGAGAAAAG
This is a messenger RNA of Arachis duranensis, 840 nucleotides long. RefSeq lists its product as uncharacterized. Bases 453 to 806 code for a protein of 117 amino acids. The record is from RefSeq and is a predicted model, not a curated record. The transcript is spliced from 2 exons. Lineage: Eukaryota; Viridiplantae; Streptophyta; Magnoliopsida; Fabales; Fabaceae.